UCAUCACAAAAGGCUUCUUCUUCCCUCUCUCUCUCUCUCUCUCUCUCUCUCUCUCAUUGUAGCUGGCUCAUCGAGAAUGGCCAGAAUUGUGGGUUUAGUCCUGGUUGUUGCCAUGGUCAUGAUGCCAAGAUGCUUAGCCACCGUGUACACCGUUGGAGACUCCUCUGGGUGGGCUAGUGGUGUGGAUUAUAGCACUUGGACUAGUGGCAAGACCUUUAAAGUUGGUGACAGCCUGGUGUUCAACUAUGGAAGUGGGCACACGGUGGACGAAGUGACUGACAGUGACUACAAAACUUGCACUGUGGGAAAUUCAAUUACAAGUGACAGCAGCGGAACGACCACCAUCCCCCUCAAGACUGCUGGGACUCAUAACUACAUUUGUGGCUCGGUUGGGCAUUGUACGAUGGGGAUGAAGCUUUCUGUGACUGUAGCGUCAGGAUCAACCGCAGCACCAUCUGGCAACGGUAAAUCAACAUCCGGUGGUUCCGACGGUAACUCUACAAUUACCACCCCCGCAAGUACCACCAAACCCUCAUCAACUGGUGAUGGGAGUAGCCACUCUAGCUCUCUUGUUGUGACUUUGUGGAGUGUUAUUAGUUUGGUUGGUUUUUGUAUGUUCCUUCUAAUUUAAUUUUGGCAAUAUCACUCCUAGUGCCAGGAUAGAGGCAGUGCUAUUUUAUUUCUUCUUGUUUAAAUGUUAAGUACUCUGAGUUUCUAGGGUCCAUGAUACAUUAUUUGUGUAUCAUGAUUGAGGUUCAUAUAUAUUAUGCACUUUGCUUUUGAAGGGCCAUGAUUCCCAAA
Malus domestica (apple) is the source of this 801-nucleotide messenger RNA. RefSeq names its product blue copper protein. Gene Ontology annotation, cellular component: plasma membrane. Gene Ontology annotation, molecular function: electron transfer activity. The record is from RefSeq and is a predicted model, not a curated record. Lineage: Eukaryota; Viridiplantae; Streptophyta; Magnoliopsida; Rosales; Rosaceae.